AUGGUAAUUAGACAGACCGCCCACAGUUUUAUCACUCAUGAGGGCCCUGUUUCACAAGGCCCAACUAUGCCAGAAUAUCACACUAAUCUGGAGCACAGGCCAUAUGUCCCCUUCACUACCAGCACUUCACAUGAGGGGCGACAUUCUGGCCACACCCCGUGCCAUGUACUCCAAUCAAACAAAUCCCCUUCUGAUUUGACAUUUGCCAGCUCUCCCUAUCGCUCCACCAGAUCACUCUCACAUGAUGCCACUCCAUUUGAACAUCCAUUGAGUCCAAUACCCAUGUCUCCAGUCACCGCUACACAUCUUGAUGCACCAGCUGCAAUUACCGUUCCUGAAGAGUCCAUGGACAAUGAAUCUCUGAUCACAGCCAAUGAUGACAUUGCAAUGGAUCAAGACAUGUCAAGUGCUGCUCCUCCGUUUUCUCUAAACCGUUCACCACCAGCUCACCAUCCACCUACAAUAACUCCCCCACAACAGAGACAUCUGCCAUUGCUGCCUGCCUUGGGACAUUAUCUAGGUCAGCUAUUACAUGACCAGUUUGCUGAACUGUCUGACAAGGUAGUGGCACCAGCUCUCAGGAAUGCAGUCAACACCAUGAUGCCAGCUAUGAUUGAACAGAUAGCAGGCAAAAUUAGGGGUAUCACUUCCACUUGCUCUCACAAAAUUUGCAGCCAGAAACACUCUGGAGCAGUGGUGGAAGAUACCAAGCCUGAAUGUGAGGACAAUCUAAUGCCGUCCUCAUGCAGGAAGCACCCUGGAAAGCAGGAAUACCUUUCACAAAUAUCUAUGGGACAAGUGUCUGCUGAAUUCCAAGAAUGGUCUGCUGCCUCAAUCCCCCCAUCACACAUGAUUCAAGCUUUUAAUUGUGACAAUGAAAGUCUGCCAUUUUUGGACAACAUCACCAUUGACUGGAACAACUCUUUGAGGAAGUCUCUUGGAAUACAGAAGCAAUCAACUUGUUGGUAG
This is a messenger RNA of Suillus bovinus, 969 nucleotides long. RefSeq lists its product as uncharacterized. Lineage: Eukaryota; Fungi; Basidiomycota; Agaricomycetes; Boletales; Suillaceae. Bases 1 to 969 code for a protein of 322 amino acids. The record is from RefSeq and is a predicted model, not a curated record. The transcript has 4 exons.